AUGGGAUAUGACACUCUCCCAGUUUUACUACUUCCGGUAUACACCCGUGUUCAAGGACUUCUUCGUCCCACCAGCACCACUUCAUCCCCCAUAGCUGUCCAAGAGGAUGAACAACAGCACAUUCUGGAAUUCAUCACUUCUUCAUGGUCUGAUAAUGCACACAUGUCCUUAUGCAUCUCUGGUACACCUGGAACUGGCAAGACCACGCUUGUCAACUCUGUCCUGUGUUUAUUGGAGGCGUCUGAGGGCAUGUCCAACCGGAGAGUGAUAUCUAUUAAUUGCAUGGCCUUGACUGGGGUCAAUGCCCUCUGGGAUCAUCUUUGUGAAGAGUUGUCCCACACAAGCACUUCUAAGAAUGGUGCAAAACCUUGCAAAGCCAAGGGUAAUUCAAAUAAUAAGUGGUGUGUACUGUCACUACUGCUCAUCUCGUUAUCUGACCUUGGUACCAGCAUUCUCGUGCUUGAUGAACUCGAUCAUAUUGUAUCUUCAAAUCAGACACUUUCAUCAAUUUUCUCCCUCUCACAACACCUCCCAUCCACCCUCUGCAUUAUCGGGAUUGCAAACACGCAUACCCUCACAUCUUCCUUGGCACAGUUGUCUAUUUGUGAAGCUUCCAGCGCCCUCACUCUUCACUUCGGCAUGUACUCCUCCCAGCAACUUCUUCAGGUGCUGCAAGCACGUCUGUCACCUCUCUAUGAUACUCUAGAAUGCCCACAAGCAACAGAGCAAGUCAAAAAGUUUCUUCCUACUUCAACCUUGACUCUCCUCAUGAAGAAAAUUGCAUCACAAACUGGUGAUGUUCGAGCAUUGUUGUUCGAGGUCCUUUGGGGCACAAUAGACCUGGCCGUCACAGGUUCAAAGGUCCAAGAUGCAGAUACAAAUCCUCUUGCCACUCCACCUCUCAUUGUUAAACCGGAUCACAUUCUUGCGGCCCUGAAGGUGUAUCUACCUUUCACUGGCAGUGGUUGCUCCUCCACUUCCUUGAUGCCAUCCUCUGCCAGUAGUGAAACCGCGUCCAAGGUCUGUAAUCUUGGCCUGCAAGCCAGACUAGCCCUCCUAUGCAUGCUUCUUGCAUCAAAGCGGAUGGAGGCAACUUUAUUGCUGUCCUUGUCUGCCACCUCGAUGCCUACCAAGUCCCCUGUGAAGCGCACAAGCUCUGCAUCAGCAAAUCACUUUGCCUCUGUGGGCUCUGUACAGCUCUGUACAGAAGGGACCAAGCUAUGGCCAGCCAUUUUUUGGUGGUGGGAAAAAAAGUGUUUUGCUGAUGUGCUGUUUCUCAAAGAACUCCUGGGCUUGAUGUCGCACAGCUCCACCGUCACCAUCCCCAUGCAUAUACUGUGCAUAUGGGUGCAAGUAGCACUCUCAAUACCCAUGGGUUUACCCAUGCUAAUGCCGUGA
Suillus paluster is the source of this 1398-nucleotide messenger RNA. RefSeq lists its product as uncharacterized. The transcript has 2 exons. Gene Ontology annotation, molecular function: ATP hydrolysis activity; DNA replication origin binding. The coding region runs from base 1 to 1398 and encodes 465 amino acids. The record is from RefSeq and is a predicted model, not a curated record. Gene Ontology annotation, biological process: mitotic DNA replication checkpoint signaling. Gene Ontology annotation, cellular component: nucleus. NCBI's taxonomy places the organism in Eukaryota, Fungi, Basidiomycota, Agaricomycetes, Boletales, Suillaceae.